GCUCUCUGGCAUACACGUUGUCACUUAGAUAAUAUUGGUAACGUGCGAAUGUCGUUUAUCUACUGCAUUCACAUUGACGGGAUGGUGUACCAUCGGUUGAAAAAGAAGUAUUAAGAAUCAGAAUCGAGCCUCUAUAUGCGCUUUGAAAAUACACAAUUCAAUACAUUCUAUUUUCUGGUGCAAUAAUGGUCUAUGAAUCUAACUCAUGACAUCAAAUGAUAGGUCCUUGACAGUUCUGUCAACCUCUCAAGAUCGAUCAACCAAACGUAACAAAACACAAGUCACCAAACCACCCACUUUUGAUUCACCUGCUUCUCUCCCCUGUCAACAAACUAUCACAGCUGUCAACCCCAAUCAAGGUGGUCAACACAAUAUCGCAGACCCUCUAGAGAUAUGAGAGUGUUUAACUUCCUGAUGCUGCUGUUUGGAAUACUGCAUGCCCCAGGAGAGGCAAAAGAACUCAAGGGGAAAAAGAAAGGGGGGAUAAUGCACCGCCUCGGUAAAUUGCAAAAUUUCAAACUUUCAUCAGCGAGAAAAGCACUUGUGUUCACCGAAACAUCAACGGAAGCGGUCAAGUCAAAGCUGGACAAAACCCUUGAAGUUAUAGGUCCGUAUAAGAAAAUGGAAAACGAUGUCAAAGUUAACAUAGGAGGACUCGAUGUCGACCUAAAUCCGACACAACCCUUGAAAAACCUUCUCAAUAAACCUGCAAACCCAGUCAUGCGCAUUAACGGCUAUCCCGUCAACCCUACGGGAAGUGCGACCUUAUCUCAGAUGGAUGAUGGCUCGCUCAUUCCAGAGAUGAGUUUACAAGAGACGCCAAUGUACGAGUUGAUUCAGCCCACCACCCGCAGAUACGGAAACAGGCGCCAAUACGGGAAUAUGGUGCAAACUGGCCGGCCGUUUCCUGGUAUGGGGAAUAUGGGCUGGAACUCAAUGCAAAAUAGAAACACAUUCAUGAACAGAAUGCGAGGUGGAAUGUACUUUGGUAAUAGUAUGGGAAAGAAAAGAGACAGGCCUGUUACACGGAGCAAGAAAGAUCAUAAGUUAAAGAAAUUACUUUCCAACUUAAACAAGGAUUUGUAAUCAGUCUAUUGUAUUUAAAGUCUUUUCUAGGAGAGUACUUGACCCCGUACAGAACAAUGGUUUGACAACAGGAGGAAAUCAACCCCAGCCCAAUUAUGAAUCGUGUGCUUGUUGGUACUUUAAUAUUUUGCAUCGCGUCCCUUCUCGGUAUCCAAGGAAAAGCAAUGAAGAAUGCAUCUCGCCGACAGGAGAUCUUCCAGAACAGUAACAAUCCCUUCAGUGACAUAGGACCGAUGAAACAGCGCUCAUUUCUAAGCCCAAUGAACGCCGAUGCUGUAAAUGGUGCUGUUGCCGACGAUGGUGGCGUUGGGCUUCCAUUUGGCACUCAAGGAAGACGCUUGGAUAAGAACCCUCUCAUUGGUGCAGCAGGUCUGACCAAGAACUCCCUAGCAGACAUUAUGUUUGGCAACCUAAAGGGUCUCGCCUCCGCCACGCAAGCAGGAGCGGAGGCGGGGCAAAACGAGGGCAUCGCAGCUUUCAAUGCCAUGCAAAUGCAAGGAAACCAGCAGGAUGGUAUGGGGGAGAAUAUGGUGUUUGGUGGAACACUUGGAGACCAGAACAAUUUAGUUAAUACUAUCAGUAAUGGACUAGGUAAUGGAGUGAACAUCAAUAAACUUGCGGCCAUGAACGGGCUUAUCGCAAGUGGUCCCGGCCUCAACAACUUUAGGUUGAGUCCUGAAGCGGUGAAUGGAAAUGGAGGACUUCAAUCAAUGGGUGGAAUGAAUGGAAUGGGUCUUGGCGGAUUUAACCCAAACUCCGGAGGCAUGACUAUGCCACAGGUCAAUAGUUUUGGAGGACCGCCUAUGGAAGUAAUGAAUCCUAGUAUUGGACUUAAGAUGUUACAGCAGAUGAAAGGGAUGCAAGGAAAUAAUGAACAACAGGAACCCACUGAUGAGCAACACCAUAAGCGCCAUCAUCAUCACCAUCAUCACCAUCGUCAUAAGCAUCAUAAGUCCACUACUAAGGUUCUAUUGAGUCUUCUCGUAGAUAAACUGAAGGAUAUAUACGAGCUUGAUCAGAUGAAAGCUGCGAAGAACCAGAAAUUGGAUUCUUUGACAUCAGGUAAAAUUGGUGAUGUAAUGGAUGCGCUCGAUCUUCCAAAAGGCGACUUGACGAGCAGAGACCAGGGGGCCUCAUCCAACAGCACGCUUGGUGAAUUCAAGACGAAGCUUUCAUUUCCCUUGACUGUAUCGGACGAGCAAGCCAGUAAGAUCGUCCUCAAGGGGAAAGACGUCGCCAAGGAUGACGACGAUUCUAAUAUUCAAAAUAUUUUGUCAAAUCUGGGCAUCAGUCAAGGGUCGGAUGAUGAUGUCAACAAGAAAAGCAGCAAAGGCAAGAUGGCAGAGAUGAAAAACGAGACGCAGAAGAACUCUAAGAAAGAGGACCCGAAAAUUGCGUCAUUCAUAUCGGAAAUAAAGGGGCAGCAAUUUGAAGAUGUCAAGGGAAGCAACCGUGCAAUGGUUGAAAAAGUUAAGCUUUCUAACAAAAACACUUCGACGUCGAAUAAGAAGGCGCAAAGUAAAGAUAAAAUUGCGGUUCCUAAGUCCGACCUUGGAGAGAUUAUGAAGGAUGAAGACUCUGGAAGUGAGUCAGAAUUUCACACAAUAAAAGCUGGUGUGGAUAUAGAAGACAAAGUGAAUGGAUUCAGUAGUUCACCUCUAGAUCUGAAGGACCCCAGCCCCCCAGGCAAGGACACGAGUUCAGUGUCUCCACUUCGUACGUUUUCCAUCUCCUCCUUAUUGAACAACGAAGGUGGUACAGGCGAUUCCGAUACAGGUGCAGACUUUGUAAAGAUUUCGGACAAACCUAAGAUCUCGAAGCUUAUUGACUCAACUAUCGACAAUGGUGAUACCAAAGAGAUUUCACUAGGCAACUCGGUAUCAACACUACCAGAUGUGGAAACUAAAUCAGAGACCCUUGAAAGCCGUUCAAGAGAGAAUGAGUCCCCAAAGAAUGCUAACGAGUCUGCUUCAAAGUACUUGAAAGCGGCCAGGGUUCUCGGUGCCGUGUAUAAGAAGGUGAGAGACCCGAUUGCUAGAGACAGCGUGGAAACAGCAAUCAAAGCGAUGCUGAAGGUGAUUCGGUACGAGUCUAAGGCUGGAAAUUCAUACAAGAAACAUGCAGUACCGCGGGAUAAAGCACUGCAGAAGGAGCUACGCGCGGAGCUGCGGAGACUAUCAAGAACUGAGAAAAGCAUGAGGAGAAGGAUAAUGACUCAGCGAAAAGCAAGAACGUAGUGUAGGAAGCAACAGAUCCAGAGUUUUGUAUUAGUUAUGUCUAGAUCAGAUUAUCAAAUAAGUUAACUUCGAUUCAUUAUUGUAUUCUUCACUAAUAAUUCUUUCAAAUAAAAUACCAUAAAAUAUGAA
Messenger RNA from Nematostella vectensis (starlet sea anemone), 3452 nucleotides. RefSeq names its product serine/threonine-protein kinase PRP4 homolog. Lineage: Eukaryota; Metazoa; Cnidaria; Anthozoa; Actiniaria; Edwardsiidae. The transcript is spliced from 4 exons. The record is from RefSeq and is a predicted model, not a curated record. Bases 1182 to 3323 code for a protein of 713 amino acids.